Messenger RNA from Lactuca virosa, 282 nucleotides. NCBI's taxonomy places the organism in Eukaryota, Viridiplantae, Streptophyta, Magnoliopsida, Asterales, Asteraceae. The record is from the annotation of a GenBank genome assembly.
AUGGCCUCAGAACAAAGCUUCUCCUAUGGUGGUUUCAGAGUGUCGGACCUAGAAGUACCAACUGACUACGAGCUUCAUGCCAUGGAAACCCAAGUGCAGAUUGAGAAAAUGAGAGAUGACAUGCGACAACAGUUUGGCAAGUUUAGGGAGGAAAUACGGUACUUGAAAAAGGUCAUGACCGUGAUCGUUGGUGUUGGAGUUGUAGUUAUGUCAUUGAUCGGGGUUCGUGUUUGCAUCGAAAGCUCUAAAGCUCUGGGUGGGGAUUUUGGUGGAUGUAGUUGA